UCCGUCUGGGCUUUGUAUGCUGAAAAUGGCCAAACUAAAGUCCUCUAUUACAUUAAUGUCUUUUUCCUUCCACUAAUCUGUUUCCGACAGAGCGUAUCAGAACCUGAAGUUCCUGCAGUGCCUCCUCCUUCCCUGCAGGGAAUUGAAGAGUUGUCAGAGGCUGUGGCGGCGCUGGGCACAGUGGAGGAGGUCAUGAAGUACCUGGAGCCGGAGCGAUGGCAGCUGGACAUGGAGGAGCUCUACAAACCCACAUGGCACAUCCUGGGGAAGUCCUUCAUCCAUAAUAAGAAAGCCAGAGGAGGAGCUGAUCUCAAUCUGUUGAGGGAGGAAGUGCGACUGUACAGCUGCACACCACGGAACUUCUCGGUGUCCUUGCGUGAGGAGUUAAAGAGGACAGAUGCCAUUUUCUGGCCCAGCUGCCUCCUGGUGAAGCGCUGUGGUGGAAACUGUGCCUGCUGCUCUCACCGCUGCUACGACUGUCAGUGUGUCCCUGCGAGGGUCACCAAGAAAUACCAUGAGGUUCUACUGCUGAAACAUCGAAGCGGUGGACGAGGCCUGCAGAAGUCGAUGACUGAUGUGCCCUUGGAGCACCAUGAGGAGUGUGUUUGUGAGUGUAAGGAUGACUGGGACUGACCUAAGACAUGUUUAAUAGCUGUCACUGGAACCACACAGGAUGUUAGAAAUGAACCUUUGCCUUUGUUGCAGUGUUCUGUUUCUCAUCCACUUCCACUGGGAGCUAACAAGAUUCUCUUCUUAUCCUGUUGUCCUUUUGCUAAUUGGAUGAAGCAGAACAGACUAGAAUCUAAUAAAUCUUCUGAAUGGACUUGACUGCUGUGGAAUACCAAUAGUGUGCUCUGGGUGCAGUUUAGAGAGACUUAAAUUCACUGGAGCAGAUCUGGACUAUUACCUAUGGGCUCUGAGGACAAUUUUCUCCGACUCCUCCGAGAUAAGAACUGUAUUUGGCAUUGAGGCUUUUUCGCCUCUUCUUCUUGAGGUCCUUUUUUUUAAGUCACCAGCGUGGGCUGAUAGUGUCACGGAAAAUGGGAGCUUCUUUGUUCAAGUGUUUUAUGUUCAUAAGUGAGCUGGCUCCGGCUGCCUUACUCCCUGUAUGUGCUCCUCUAUUAUUACCAUCGAGGCAAAAAGGUGUUUUUCAUGAACGCUCUUCCUUUGCUGCUUCCUUGUUUCACCACAAAUUUAACACGGUGUCUCUAAAAUGCCUUUCUAAUGAGACUGUGUUAUGUGUAAAUAUUUCAUUUUCAUUGCCUUUCUGUACUAUUUUGCCUUUUCUACCAAAGAGUCUCAAGAAAAACAUGGAAGUUGCACAUGUACAACCAGUCGGACGUUCAUUAUAGCUCUGCAUUUGACCCAUGUCAGCAACGCUUUGUGUCAAAUCAGCUUUUUUCAGGAACACCUAGCAUCACGCUUUUCUUGUUACAUUUGAGAUUGUUCAUAUUAAAUAUUUAUUUGCUUAAUGAAAGUGAAAUGUUGGUCCAAAGUGUUUUGUUUGCUUAAUGUGUACAGUAGUAUUAGCCUCCAUUUUCUUUGUUACUAUUUUUUCAUUGCCUUUUGAAUUGUGGAUGUUUUCAUUUUCUGUUUUGCCAAAGGUGUUUCUGUAUGUUUCAUGUUAAUGAACACCAAAAAUAAA
Messenger RNA from Sphaeramia orbicularis (orbiculate cardinalfish), 1645 nucleotides. Its product is annotated as platelet-derived growth factor C-like. NCBI's taxonomy places the organism in Eukaryota, Metazoa, Chordata, Actinopteri, Kurtiformes, Apogonidae. The annotation marks the transcript as partial. Gene Ontology annotation, molecular function: platelet-derived growth factor receptor binding; growth factor activity. Gene Ontology annotation, cellular component: membrane. Gene Ontology annotation, biological process: positive regulation of phosphatidylinositol 3-kinase/protein kinase B signal transduction; positive regulation of ERK1 and ERK2 cascade; positive regulation of cell population proliferation. The record is from RefSeq and is a predicted model, not a curated record. The transcript is spliced from 3 exons.